CUUGAACCCACGUAUAAUGUAGAGUACAGACAGCACACCACUCAUACAUAUUCUCCGUCUCGGGGCUUUUCAAGAUCUCUACCAACUCCAGUUGUGUCGCCCGGCUCCCGGACAAAAGUUCCGAAGCCACUAUCAGCGCGCCCAUUGUCCCUUCCGCACACACAUCUCCAACGUUGCACGUCUCCACUCAGUACGUGUUCCUGGAGAAAUACCGCCUCGGCAAUCGAUACCAUCUCUUGGAGACUGGAGCAGGGCGAGCUCAGGACCACCCGAUAGGUCGAGGCUCACAUGUGGUUUACAGCACGUUUACAGGACGACUGGCACUCGCUGGCGAUCGUUGACACCGCUUCAUGAAGCGACCCUACUCAGGUCUGUCGUGGCCUGUGACCUCAUGCAAUCCCUGUUCCAUAGAUGGUGAUCCCCAUGAUUUCGAGUCAGGAAGCAGUCCGAGUGGAGCGUGAUGUCCGUGGUUAUUAACCAGCGUCAGCGGUUAUCAUGCUCGCUCUGCGAAUUUGUUGCAAGUGGCUUCCGCGCUCAUUUCCGUGUGCAUAUAUUGCCGCCCACUGUCUGUUCUUUAUCAAAGGAUAAGCGAUGACACCCUGGGCACGACGUGGAGCUCAGUCGUUCCCACCUAUUAGAGCUAGAAGAGACACUCGAGGACCCUAUAUUAGGCUCUCAAGACAUGGAACCUGUCUGCGCACCGUUUGGGUAGUAGAGAAGCUUCAGGUACUGAGCACUUGCUGUAAAAGUAGUGUUCCACAGGCUAUGCGAAGCAUAAAUCGUCUUCGGAGGACUAUGAGUCUAAGGAACUCGCGCGGCAUAGUAAGCGAAACGCCAUCACGUGAUCGAGUGAGCCAUUCCGCGUACACAGAUAAGGAAACUCGGGACUUGCCGACGUCAUUGCAUGCACUGCUUCAUUUUGACAACCACGAUUGAGCGCGAUCGCUUGCCUGUCUCCAGUCUCUUUUACUCGAAGGAUUCAUUUUGAUCGCUUUCCCACACAUAUGUCGAAAUUGCUGCCGGAACUCUCCAAAGCAUUCCACGCAGGGCACGUCAACCGCUGCCUCACCGGCCUUCCAGGCUCGCAUGUCGAGUACGAUGCAUCCCGUAUGGCCGUAGGUUUUUACUGCAUCGGGGCGCUCGAUCUCCUGGGUCUGUUGGAGAAAAAAACGACACCGACUGACCGUAGGUUGUGGAAGGAGUGGAUAUGGGAACAGCAGAUUCACGGACCAGUUGGAUCCGGAUUCCGGCCCAGUCCGUUCGUCACUCCGUAUGCCGCGCAAGCUGAACCUUACGACGCGCACAACGGACCGCAUCUCGUGAUGUCCUAUACUGCCAUCCUGACGCUCGCGAUACUUCGCGACGAUUUCGCGCAAUUGGAUAGGCCCGGCCUGGUCACGUUCGUCCGCUCGUGCCAAAGGGCGGAUGGCAGUUUCGCAAUUACACCCGGCAGCAACGAAUGUGACCUGCGAAGCCUGUACUGUGCCUUUGCCAUUUGUGACAUGCUCGGCGAUUGGAGCGGAAUUGACGUCGCGCGCAGUCUGGAGUACAUCUCCCGAUGCAGGACAUACGAAGGCGGUUAUGGUCAGGAUCCUUUCUGUGAAGCUUCGGGCGGGCCGACAUACAUAGCACUGGCAUCUCUCCAUCUAGCUACUCGAGACACCGGAUCCCCGUUGACGUCGUCAGAGCGCCACCGGAGCAUCCACUGGCUCGUCCACAAUCAAGAGGACAGCGGGGGCUUCCGAGGGCGCACAGGCAAAACAGCCGACGCAUGCUAUAGUUUCUGGUGCGGGGCAGGAUUGAAGCUUCUAGGAGCAUCAGACCUGGUCGAUGCCGAAUCACACGCAUCAUUCAUCGCCAGCUGUCAAUUCAAGUUUGGUGGCAUAUGCAAAUUUCCGGGGGAGACCCCAGACCCUUAUCACACCUACCUCGCCAUGGCAUCGUUGGCGCUGUACCCUCCCAGCGUCGAUAUAUCAGUGGCGGCAUCCUGGAAGAUCGCGCCGAUCGAUGCACUGCUCAAUGCUACAGAAGAUACCGUCAGAUGGAUCAGACACCACGUCCCCGCGCCGCGCACCGUUGGAUGAUCCAACGCCCCAUCAGCCAGACUGCGUGCGAUUUGGCCGUGUUUGUUGCGGUAAAACACGAUGUCGCCGUCGU
Mycena citricolor is the source of this 2157-nucleotide messenger RNA. Lineage: Eukaryota; Fungi; Basidiomycota; Agaricomycetes; Agaricales; Mycenaceae. The record is from the annotation of a GenBank genome assembly.